Molecule: messenger RNA, 3301 nt
Organism: Medicago truncatula (barrel medic)
Lineage: Eukaryota; Viridiplantae; Streptophyta; Magnoliopsida; Fabales; Fabaceae
Product: protein NUCLEAR FUSION DEFECTIVE 4
Exons: 2
Coding region: 136-1743 (535 amino acids)
Cellular component (GO): membrane
Molecular function (GO): transmembrane transporter activity
Source: RefSeq, a predicted model, not a curated record
UCAAAAGUACACGUGUCAUGACACGACACAAACAAAUCCAAAACUCAGAUAAGAAAACAAAACCUUAAUAAGGAAAAGGGAAAGUGAUGCAUCGUCAUGCAUGUUAAAUUUGAUUUUGAACAACCUUAAACAACAAUGGAUUUGAAUUUCUACCUUAAAUACUCAAAGUGGGUAUCAACAGUAGCAAGCAUAUGGAUUCAAUGCACAAGUGGAUCACUCUACACUUUCUCAAUCUACUCACAAACACUAAAGUCAACGCAGCAUUACGAUCAGUCAACGCUCGACAUAGUUUCUGUUUCCAAAGACAUUGGUGCAAACAUCGGUGUCUUGUCUGGUCUCAUAUACGAUUUUCUUGCCACGAGAACAAGAACUGGGCCGUGGGUUGUUCAUUUGUUUGGCUCGGCCCAAUGCUUCUUGGGCUAUUUUCUUAUGUGGGCUGCUGUCUCCGGUGUCCUGCCGCCGGUGCCGGUGCCGGUCAUGUGUCUGUUUAUGUUUGUGGCUGCUCAUGCUCAGAGUUACUUUAAUACUUCUAAUGUUGUUACUGGUGUUCGCAACUUUCCUAAUUAUGGUGGAACCAUUGUUGGUAUCUUGAAGGGAUUUCUAGGUCUAAGUGGAGCAAUAUUAAUUCAAGUGUAUCGAACUGUAUUCAACAACAACCCUAUGUCAUAUUUGCUGAUGCUAUCACUCUUACCACCUAUCAACACUUUGAUCCUUAUGUGGUUUGUAAGAAUUCACAACACUCGUCGUGAGGGAGAGUCAGAAAAGAAAUAUCUCAACAUAUUUUCUUUGAUGGCUCUAGUUAUUGCUGCAUAUCUUAUGAUUGUGAUAAUCCUAGAGAACAUCCUUACUCUACAAUUAUCAAUUCGCAUAUUUACAUUCAUUGUUCUUAUGGUGUUGCUAGCCUCACUUCUUUGCAUCGCAUUUAAAGCACACGAAAAGAACUCUUCCAAUAGCGCUUCAAAAAGUUUCCUUGCUGAAGGGUCCAACUUAAUUGCAAGAGAAGAUUCUUCCAACAACCUUUUACCAGCUGAUGAUACCAACAGCCAAAGGACUUUGCAACAAGGAGGAAACCUAAAUCUUUUCCAAGCAGUGAAAACAUUGAACUUUUGGAUUCUGUUUGUUUCUAUGGCAUGUGGAAUGGGAUCAGGGCUGGCAACGGUUAAUAAUAUGAGCCAAAUAGGGGAAUCCCUUGGCUAUUCAACUCUUGAGACAGGUUCUUUGGUUGCUUUGUGGAGCAUAUGGAAUUUUCUUGGCCGUUUUGGAGCUGGUUAUGUCUCGGACUAUUUUUUACACACAAGAGGAUGGGCAAGACCUUUUUUUAUGGUGAUCACUUUGAUGACCAUGAGCAUUGGUCAUGUAGUGAUUGCUUAUGGACUUCCAGGCGCUCUAUAUGUCGGUUCGAUAUUAGUCGGUAUUUGUUAUGGUUCUCAGUGGUCCUUAAUGCCUACAAUCACGUCUGAGAUAUUUGGUGUGGGACAUAUGGGUAGCAUUUUCAACACCAUUACUAUAGCAAGUCCAGUGGGAUCAUAUAUAUUCUCUGUAAGAGUACUUGGUUAUAUAUAUGAUAAAGAAGCAUCAGGCACAGAAGGAAAUAAAUGUGCUGGGACUCAUUGUUUUAAGUUUUCUUUUCUCAUUAUGGCAUCUGCUGCUAUUCUUGGUUCUCUGACAGCUUUGUGUUUGUUUUUGCGGACUAGACACUUUUAUGGUCAGGUUGUUCUUAGAAGAAUUCAAAAUGUUAUGUGAUGAAAUUAAAAGUAAUUUUUUCUCUUUACGGAGUACUGAGCUUGUUGAGGUUGAGAAACUUAACAGUUUGUAUGUGCUUCCUUCACUUUGUGUGUGUGGGCAUGCAUAUUUGUGUAACUCACCACCUAUGUAGCAAUGACACAAAUAUGGACAUCAAACAUGAUGCUGACAUCGACACAUCAGUACCGGUAUUAAUUUGGGAAAAUGGAAUAAGUGAAGGUAACAACAUGUGUUGGUGCUACAUAGAACUCACUCUCUUUGAUUUUCUAUAUACUACAGUUUGUUGUGGUCUUGUGGAUCAUCCUCAUAAGUGUCAUGUACAUGUGAUCAAUAUGCUGCAUACAGGUUAGAUUUGAAAUUAAGGUUUGAGUGUUUAUUUCUUGCAGUAAUCUUCCUGCACUUCACGUUAUCCUUGUUUUUUGUAACUCCUGUUAGAGGGUUGUUGGGGAGUUUGGGGGAGUGCCGACAGCAACAACAGGCUAAAGAUAUGGACCGCCAGAGAUCUGGAUACCACAUCUCCACCCCGGAGAUUCAGGAUUUGAUGUCAAGGUUUCUUAGGAUGCUAGUCAUUUUCCCUUUGUUGCUUCCGGUGCUCCCUCGGACUCUCCAUCAAGAGUAUGACUACCUGAGGUUGUGUCUAUUCUAUUCUAUAUAGAUAUGAUCAACGUUACGCAGCUGUUUAGAUCACUAUUUAACAUGAUAUGUGUCCAUUCCAAGACUUGUUACAUGUUAUGGCCAAAUGAGAAGAUUAGUACAUGGAGUGAGGAAAUUUUAGGAUCUAAACCUUGGUUCCUCUCAUGACAAAUGGAUCAACAACAUAUGCAGAGGAACAAAGCUGUGGCAAUGCACUUCUGUUUGAGCUAAGUUUCCUAGUCUGAUCCUUAUAAAAUGAAAAGAACACAAAUUGUCGAUUAUAUUUCGAGACUCAGUUUAUAAUAGCAGGACUACUAGUAGUUGUAGAUUUGUUUUCCUACUUGUGUUUAAGGCCUUGCUAUGCGCGGGGGCACAUGUAUUUUUAUGCUUGUAUAUAAAGGAAUUUAUUUUGGUAUAUUGCACAUCAACCACUUGUUCUAGACCCUUGUGUAAGGGCAAAAACAUAUCUAUUAUAAAUGAUUCCACAUUUAUUAAGGUUACAUCGCAUCACAUUCACAGGGCAAGCAUGUCUAUUAUCAAAGAUUUUACAACAUUUAUAAAGUUCUGUCACAUCACACCAGACAGCUUAUUUUUACUGCAACAACGCCAGACUAAAUCUUAAGUAAAAUAAUCUACGAAAAUUAGCAUGGGGAGAAUCUAACAUGAGGACAGCACACUUUAAGGUCUCAAAUCAAAACACGAGACCAACACAAGUAGGUUGCCACUAGAAAUGUUAAGGUUGAUGGGCAAUAUUAGGUGGUAGCAGUAGUGUUGGAAUUAAUAUAUAAAAUUAAUUCCAACACUCUUCAGCACAAGUUUUCAUGUUUAAGUUUUUCUUUUUUCUAAGUAAAAUAGUGAUUAGAAAUUGGGCUUUUAAAAUAAAUAUGUUUAGUUUUGUUUACACCGGUGGAAUGAGAUUCUUUUU